AUGUAUCUCUCAGCCCCCAUCCUGGCCCUUUCCCUCUCCGCCAGCACCGCCUCCGCAGCCCAAGCCAAAGUACACAACAAAUGCGACUUCCCCGUGUGGGUAAUCCCAGUCCAAGGCCAAGCAGGCCCAGCCCAAAACAUCACUCCAGGCUCUACCUUCUCCGAAGAACAAAGGAACCCCGACCACGGCACCGGCGUCUCCAUCCAAGUGACAACGACUGAACCGGGCCCCAAUAACCCGCAGCCCAUCUUGAUUCUGGGGUAUUCGUGGAGCAACGUGACGGGGCUGUACUACAGCUUGAGUACCGUCAAUGGCUUUGGGUUCAAGGGGAAGAAGCUGCGCAUUCAUAAUAGCGACGGCAAGCCCGUGGAGCAGAUUCUUUGGUACGGGGAGCCCAAGCCGGAUUAUACGGCUGCGUAUCUGAAGGGGGAGGCGGAUAUUACGCUUGAACUCUGCGAUGACUUUGCGUAG
Messenger RNA from Bipolaris oryzae ATCC 44560, 471 nucleotides. RefSeq lists its product as uncharacterized. The coding region runs from base 1 to 471 and encodes 156 amino acids. The transcript has a single exon. Lineage: Eukaryota; Fungi; Ascomycota; Dothideomycetes; Pleosporales; Pleosporaceae. The record is from RefSeq and is a predicted model, not a curated record.